UUCGUUACUGCCUAUGCGUAACUCUCGUGAACUAUCUCAGUUCAGAUACGAACGACCCGUGGUUCAAACGCUGGUUGUUGACGACCACCAGUCUCUUAAAGAUGGAAACUUCAAUUGAUGGAAAGACGAAAAUGCCUAAAAUUGCCAAGGUUAAGAACAAGAUGCCUGCUCCAGUGCAAAUUACAGCAGAACAGUUGUUGAGAGAGGCGAAGGAAAGAGAAUUGGAAUUGGUUCCUCCACCUCCAAAGCAGAAGAUUUCAGACCCAGAAGAACUGGCAGAUUAUCGGAUGCGAAAAAGAAAGGCUUUUGAAGACAACAUUCGGAAGAACCGUUCUGUUAUGACCAACUGGAUCAAGUAUGCUCAGUGGGAGGAGAGCCAGAAGGAACUUCAAAGGGCUCGGUCUGUGUGGGAGAGAGCACUUGAUGUUGACCAUCGGAAUAUCACAGUGUGGCUGAAAUAUGCUGAGAUGGAAAUGAAAAACCGACAGAUAAAUCAUGCCCGCAACAUAUGGGAUAGAGCUGUCACCAUUUUGCCACGAGCCAACCAGUUUUGGUACAAGUAUACAUACAUGGAAGAGAUGUUAGGAAAUAUUGCAGGUUGCAGACAAGCGUUUGAGCGCUGGAUGGAGUGGGAGCCAGAGGAGCAAGCUUGGCAUUCAUACAUUAAUUUUGAACUUAGAUAUAAAGAACUCGAUCGAGCUCGUGCCAUAUAUGAGCGAUUUGUGCUGGUGCAUCCGGAGGUGAAGAAUUGGAUAAAAUAUGCACGCUUCGAAGAGAAGAACAGCUAUAUCAAUUCAGCUCGCACAAUUUAUGAACGGGCUGUACAGUUUUUUGGGGACGAAAAUGCUGAUGAGAAUCUUUUCUUAGCUUUUGCGAAGUUUGAAGAAGGACAAAAGGAGCAUGACAGAGCAAGAGUUCUCUACAAGUAUGCACUUGACCAUCUUCCUAAAGAGCGUUGUAAUGAAAUAUACAAGCAGUACACUGUUCAUGAGAAAAAGUUCGGCAGUCGCACUACCAUCGAAGACGUGAUUGUCAGCAAAAGACGAUUUCAUUAUGAAGAGGAAGUGAAAGCAAACCCAAUGAACUAUGAUGCAUGGUUUGACUACUUGAGACUUUUAGAAGCUGAUGGUGAUGUCAAUCUUCGAGAAACAUAUGAAAGAGCCAUUGCAAAUAUUCCUCCAUCAAAGCAAAAGCGUCAUUGGAGGCGGUACAUCUAUCUCUGGAUUAAAUAUGCUCUGUUUGAAGAACUUCAGGCAGAAGACAUGGAACGAACAAGGGAAGUUUACCGUACUGCCCUUAGUAUCAUCCCUCAUAAAUGCUUCUCAUUUGCUAAGGUGUGGCUGCUGUUUGCAAAGUUUGAAAUUCGACAGAAAAACCUCACAGCUGCACGAAAAAUCAUGGGCACGGCCAUUGGCAGAUGUCCAAAAAACAAGAUGUUCAGAGGUUACAUUGAACUUGAAUUACAGCUUCGGGAAUUUGAUCGUUGCCGCAUUCUGUAUGAAAAGUUUUUGGAGUUUAAUCCACAGAAUUGCACAACAUGGAUGAAAUAUGCAGAGCUUGAAACCAUAUUGGGAGAUAUCGACAGGGCACGAGCGAUAUUCAUGCUGGCAGUCAAUCAGCCUCAGCUUGACAUGCCUGAGGUGUUGUGGAAGUCCUUCAUUGACUUUGAGAUUGAACAGGAAGAAUAUGAUCGCACCCGCGCAUUGUAUAAUCAGCUUUUGACACGAACACAGCAUGUCAAGGUGUGGAUCAGCUAUGCCAAAUUUGAAAGAGGAACAGAAGAGGAAGAUGCUGUGGAAAAAGCGCGUAGUGUUUAUCGCCGUGCCAACCAACAGCUGCAGAACAGCAUGGAAAAAGAAGAACGCCUAAUGUUGCUGGAAGCGUGGCAGGAGUUUGAGAUGGAAUGUGGAGAUUCAGAAACACAAAAGGCUGUGAAAAAGCUUAUGCCUCAGAAAGUGAAGAAGAGAAGAAAGGUUCAAACAGAGGAAGGAGUGGAUGGUGCCUGGGAGGAAUUUUAUGACUACAUCUUCCCAGAUGAAGCAGCUUCUCAACCCAAUAUCAAGCUGAUGGCUUUGGCUAAACUGUGGAAGAAAGAUCAGUCCACUGUCAAAGAAAACUUGGAAGAAAAAAGUGAUCAAGAUAAUGACAACAAGGAUGAUAAGGAACCAGAAGGUGAUGAGAUGGACAAAGAUGAUGGUGAGACUGUGACUGCAAAUAUUAGCAAGUUAUGACUGCAGCUUAGACAGUAACUGUCUAUUUUAUUUGGGGAAAUGAGGCGUGAUUAAGCAUCUGAUUCUGCAGGAGUGGCAGGAAGGUAGCUCUUCAUGGAUAAUUGUGCUGCAAAGAUGCAGUUUGCCAAACAAGAGAAGCCCUUCCAGAGAAGAGGUGAAGGAAAUCUACUCCAGGUUCUCAGAGAAAGAGGCACAAGUGCGGCAAAGAAAAGGGACUACCUUUUUUUCCUAUCAGUUUUGACUUAAAGCUUUUGCUUUAUUUUUCCUCCCUCAGAAUCAGGCUGGUCACCAAAUUACCAGCUAACAACCCCAGUUUAUUCUUACUUGCCCAUAUUAUCAACAGAAACUGUCUACUAUCCCAUCAAUCAAGCGGCCUCUUUAAACUUCAUCUAAUGAUGAAGAUAAAAUUUCUGAAGUAAAAUGUAUUUUUAUUGAGGCUGAUAUUCACAUAUAUAUAAAUGGUAAUAUGCAUUGUUUGUAUGUGGAAGACUACAAUUUUGUGUAUGUAGUAUAAGUGACAUUCAUGUCUGGAUUCACAAUAGAUGUUGCUGAAGUAUGAAUGAUCUCUUGGGCUCUUUUGUUUCAUUCAGAUUAACAGAAUUUGUUUUUCCUUUUGCGUCUGUUGCCUUCAGAGCUGAAAGAAAGGUGUGCAAUAAAUGCGUUCCAAUGAUUCAAA
This is a messenger RNA of Pomacea canaliculata, 2907 nucleotides long. Its product is annotated as crooked neck-like protein 1. Gene Ontology annotation, cellular component: precatalytic spliceosome; Prp19 complex; U2-type catalytic step 2 spliceosome. The record is from RefSeq and is a predicted model, not a curated record. Gene Ontology annotation, biological process: spliceosomal complex assembly; mRNA splicing, via spliceosome. Lineage: Eukaryota; Metazoa; Mollusca; Gastropoda; Architaenioglossa; Ampullariidae. Gene Ontology annotation, molecular function: protein binding.